Molecule: messenger RNA, 1098 nt
Organism: Bipolaris oryzae ATCC 44560
Lineage: Eukaryota; Fungi; Ascomycota; Dothideomycetes; Pleosporales; Pleosporaceae
Exons: 4
Coding region: 1-1098 (365 amino acids)
Biological process (GO): vacuolar transport; proton transmembrane transport; vacuolar acidification
Cellular component (GO): vacuolar proton-transporting V-type ATPase complex; fungal-type vacuole membrane; proton-transporting V-type ATPase, V0 domain
Molecular function (GO): proton-transporting ATPase activity, rotational mechanism
Source: RefSeq, a predicted model, not a curated record
AUGGAGGGUCUCUACUACAACGUCAAAUACGGCUACAUCGAGGGCAUCGUGCGCGGCUACCGCAAUGCGCUGCUCACCAGCCAGAACUACAGCAACUUGACCCAGUGCGAGACCAUCGAUGAUGUCAAACUCCAGCUUGCGCCCGCAUACGGCGACUUUCUCAACUCGUUGCCCCCAAAUCCUUCGACUUCUGCUCUCGCCGCGAAGACCACGGACAAGCUGGUAGCCGAGUUCCGCUAUCUCCAAGCCAACGCGACCGGCUCGCUGGCCAAGUUCAUGGAGUAUCUGACCUACGGGUACAUGAUUGAUAACGUCGCGCUUCUGAUUACGGGCACGCUGCACGAGAGGGAUACGCGGGAGCUGCUCGAGAGGUGCCACCCGCUUGGCUGGUUCGAAACCAUGCCCGUGCUGUGCGUGGCCACCAACAUCGAAGAGCUGUACAACUCGGUCCUCAUCGAAACCCCGCUUGCACCCUACUUCAAGGGCUCGCUCAGCCACCAGGACUUGGACGAACUGAACAUUGAGAUUAUCCGCAACACUCUGUACAAGAACUACCUCGAGGACUUUCACCAGUGGAUCAACUCUUGUCCCGACAUUGCUGGUACCCCAACCUCCGAUGUCAUGUCCGAGGUUCUGGAGUUUGAGGCCGACCGCAGAAGUAUCAACAUUUCCCUCAACUCCUUCGGUACCGAGCUCUCCAAGAACGAAAGGAAGAAGCUCUACCCUGAGCUCGGCAAGCUCUACCCCGAAGGAACAUUGAUGCUAUCAAGAGCCGAUGACGUGGAGGGUGUUCGCAUCGCCGUUGAGAGUGUUUCCGACUACAAGAUGUUCUUCGACCAGACUGGCCUCAGCCAGAACGGCGGUGGUGUUGGCAACAUGGCAGGUGGUGUUGGUGGCGAAACAAGAAGCCUGGAAGACCUGUUCUACCAAAAGGAGAUGGAAAUUUCAAAACUAGCCUUCACCCACCAGUUCACUCACGCUAUUGUGUACGCAUGGGUGAAGCUUCGAGAACAGGAGAUCCGGAACAUCACCUGGAUAGCCGAGUGCAUUGCGCAGAACCAGAAGGAGCGCAUUGGCAACUACAUCAGCGUCUUCUGA